This is a messenger RNA of Monopterus albus (swamp eel), 1265 nucleotides long. It is a transcript of the gene rab1ba, whose product is annotated as zRAB1B, member RAS oncogene family a. NCBI's taxonomy places the organism in Eukaryota, Metazoa, Chordata, Actinopteri, Synbranchiformes, Synbranchidae. Bases 298 to 903 code for a protein of 201 amino acids. Gene Ontology annotation, molecular function: GTP binding; GTPase activity. The transcript is spliced from 6 exons. The record is from RefSeq and is a predicted model, not a curated record.
UCACUACCGCACCUGCGCAGCCAUUUUGAACCUCUAGCAAGCAACGGACACAGAAAGACAGGUAAAAGGGAUUAAAAUAUACCAGCCUAAGCGCAGAAAACGAGGAUAUGUACGCUAGAAUUGAGGAUAUAUGAAACAGUAAAAGUCGCAUAGUGUGCAACGAGCAGGAGGCAGUAACGGAGACGAUACAGCAGCCAUCUAAGUUCCUCGGAUACCCGGACCUACAAGUCAUCUUUUUUGCCGGAGUAGGAAGGAAGAGUCGAGUCACCGAAAGAAAAACACAUCCAGAGUGAAACAAUGAAUCCUGAAUAUGACUAUCUGUUCAAGCUGCUGCUCAUUGGAGACUCUGGAGUAGGAAAGUCCUGCCUUUUGCUGCGCUUUGCAGAUGACACCUACACAGAGAGCUACAUCAGUACCAUUGGAGUGGACUUCAAGAUUCGCACCAUUGAGCUUGAUGGCAAGACCAUCAAACUGCAGAUUUGGGACACUGCAGGUCAGGAGAGAUUUCGUACCAUCACUUCCAGUUACUACCGCGGGGCUCACGGCAUCAUAGUUGUAUAUGAUGUGACAGAUCAGGAGUCCUAUAACAAUGUCAAGCAGUGGCUUCAGGAAAUCGACCGCUAUGCCAGUGAAAAUGUCAACAAGCUUCUGGUGGGCAACAAGUGUGACCUCACCACUAAGAAAGUAGUGGACUACACAACAGCCAAGGAGUUUGCUGACUCUUUGGCCAUCCCCUUCCUGGAGACGAGCGCCAAAAACACCACCAAUGUGGAGCAGGCUUUCAUGACCAUGGCCGCAGAGAUCAAGAAGCGUAUGGGCCCCGGGGCCACAGCUGGUGGUGAUAAGCCCAACUUAAAAAUCGAGAGCACCCCGGUCAGGCAGUCUGGAGGGGGUUGCUGUUAAAGGACCCCUCACCCCCCAUCACCCAAGUAUCACCUCCACCAUAUCCACACUGACAUCUCCCUUUCUUAUCCAUCUGUGUUCCCUCCCAUCAUCUCUGCCACUCAGGCCUGUACACCCACCAAACAACAGAAUGAAGAAAUCAACCAGUGUGUGAGGGAGGGACAAGAACAGACACAGGCAACUUUUACUUUCUGCCAAGAAGACAGAAAGAAAACAGAUAUGGUGGAAGAUUGGUGUUGAUUUUGAGUGGAGUGGAGGCAGUGGAAGAUUAGGUUUAGAUACCAGUGAGCUUAUCUCUACAUGCAUGCAUACACGCAUGCAAACGUGCACACACGCGCGCGCACACACACACACAAACACAC